This is a messenger RNA of Benincasa hispida (wax gourd), 4245 nucleotides long. Its product is annotated as ABC transporter B family member 11-like. The record is from RefSeq and is a predicted model, not a curated record. Gene Ontology annotation, biological process: oligopeptide export from mitochondrion. Gene Ontology annotation, molecular function: ABC-type oligopeptide transporter activity; ATP binding; ATP hydrolysis activity. Gene Ontology annotation, cellular component: mitochondrial inner membrane. NCBI's taxonomy places the organism in Eukaryota, Viridiplantae, Streptophyta, Magnoliopsida, Cucurbitales, Cucurbitaceae.
AUUAUUAGUUUAUAAAAAGAAGGGGAAAAAAAAAACAAUCAGAAUAGGGAGAGAAAAUAGAAGCAAAGUUUGGCUGAAGUUGGAGGGAUCUAUGAAGCUUAAACACUAUGGAGAACUCAAUAUUUGGUUGGACAGAAGUAGGAGUAAUUUAUGAUUUGAAGCACAACGUCAAUUCGGUGUAAAUUAAAGUAGUCCAAGAUCAAAUGGAGAGAGAUGAGAACGUAGAAAAUGGCCUAGUUUGGAAGAGGAAUAUGGCCGAGAAUGUAUCGUCGCCAUCGGGAUCGAGCAACCCGAGCUUGAAUGGCAAGCAGAAGGGAGGAGAGGAGAAUAAGAAGAAAGAAGAAGAGGAGAAAGCCAAAUCUGUUCCUUUUCUUAAGCUGUUUUCCUUUGCAGAUUCAUAUGAUUACAUACUUAUGUUGGUUGGAAGCAUUGGAGGCAUAGGAAAUGGAGUGGGAAUGCCUCUAAUGACUGUGCUCUUUGGACAACUUAUCAAUUCCUUUGGAAGUAAUCAGGGUACUCACAACAUUGUUUCUGCCGUUUCCAAGGUGUGCCUAAAAUUUGUGUACUUGGCCAUUGGAACUGCAGUAGCAGCAUUUCUCCAGGUGUCAUGUUGGAUAGUAACAGGGGAAAGACAAGCUGCAAGGAUUAGAGGGUUGUAUUUGAAAACUAUAUUAAGACAAGAUGUUGCUUUCUUUGACAAAGAAACAAAUACUGGAGAAGUUGUGGGUAGAAUGUCUGGUGAUACUGUCCUAAUUCAAGAUGCUAUGGGUGAAAAGGUUGGGAAAACUGUCCAACUAAUUACAACCUUCAUUGGAGGGUUCACAAUAGCUUUUGUAAGAGGUUGGCUGUUGGCAUUGGUGAUGUUAUCCGCCAUCCCACUUCUUGUGGUAGCUGGAGCAACAAUUGCUCGAUUCAUGUACAAUAUGGCUGCUCGAGGGCAAAGCGCUUAUGCGAAUGCAGCAAAUGUCGUUGAGCAGACUAUUGGCUCGAUCAGAACGGUUGCAUCAUUUACGGGUGAGAAGCAAGCUAUAAGAAGUUACGAGAAGUUCCUAGUACAUGCUUAUAAAUCUGGUGUGAAGGAAGGUUUGGGUGGUGGAAUAGGAAUUGGUAUGGUAAUGAUGAUUGUAUUUUGUUCUUACUCUUUGGCUGUUUGGUUUGGCGGAAAGAUGAUACUAGAGAAAGGAUAUAAUGGCGGUCAAGUGAUAAACGUCAUUGUAGCUGUCUUGGCAGGCUCAAUGUCCUUAGGCCAAAUAUCACCGUGCAUGAGCGCAUUCGCUGCGGGUCGAGCCGCUGCCUAUAAGAUGUUCGAGACAAUUGAAAGGAAGCCAAAUAUUGAUGUUUAUGAUCCAUUGGGCAAAACAUUAGAUGAUAUUCAAGGAGACAUAGAUUUAAAAGAUGUGUAUUUUAGUUAUCCAACCAGGCCAGAUGAAGCCAUAUUCAAUGGCUUCUCUCUUCACAUUCCUAGUGGCACUACUGCAGCAUUAGUUGGGGAAAGUGGCAGUGGCAAGUCAACAGUAAUCAGUUUGAUAGAGAGAUUUUAUGAUCCGCAGUCCGGUGAGGUACUCAUCGAUGGCGUUAACCUGAAAGAUUUUCAGCUUAGAUGGAUUCGGACGAAAAUCGGUCUUGUUAGCCAAGAACCAAUACUUUUCACUGCCUCCAUUAAAGAUAAUAUUGCAUAUGGCAAAGAUGAUGCAACUGAUGAGGAAAUUAAAGGGGCUUGUGAACUAGCAAAUGCUGCUAAAUUUAUUGACAAACUGCCUCAGGGAUUGGAUACGAUGGUGGGGGAGCAUGGAACUCAGCUAUCUGGAGGGCAGAAACAAAGGAUUGCAAUAGCAAGAGCAAUUUUGAAGAACCCUAGAAUUUUACUACUUGAUGAAGCCACAAGUGCACUUGAUGCAGAAUCUGAAAGAGUUGUGCAAGAGGCUUUAGAUAGGAUUAUGGUGAAUAGAACUACUGUGAUUGUUGCCCAUCGUUUGAGCACUGUUAGGAAUGCUGACAUGAUUGCUGUAAUUCACAGAGGGAGGAUGGUUGAGAAAGGUUCCCACUUGCAACUCAUCAUGGAUCCAAACGGUGCAUAUUCACAAUUAAUACGCCUGCAAGAAGCAAACCAAGACUCAGCAAGAGCUUCAGAAGAUGUAAAUCGACAAGAGUUUUCUUUGGAAUCAAUGAGACAAUCAAGUCAAAAGGCACCUUAUCCAAGAUCCAUAAGUAGAGGAUCAUCCGUUGGUCGCAGCAGCCGUCGGUCUUUAUCUAUGUUCGGUUUGACAACAGGACUUGACUUACCGGAUGCCGGCGACGUCGAUGACACAAUUGAAGAUGAAUCCUUAAAAGCUCCUCCGGUUUCUCUCCGCCGUCUUGCCGGACUUAAUAAGCCAGAGAUUCCUGUGCUUCUGAUAGGAACAAUUGGAGCAGUGCUGUGUGGAGUGAUACUUCCCAUUUUUGGACUACUAAUUUCUACUGUGAUAAAGACAUUUUACCUUCCCCCAGACCAAUUAAAGAAAGAUACCAAGUUUUGGGCCAUCAUUUACAUAGUUCUUGGUGUGGCUUCACUUGUGGCACAUCCAUGGCGGGCUUACUUCUUUUCGGUAGGGGGAUGUAAGUUAAUUGAGCGCAUCAGAGCGUUGUGUUUCGAGAAGGUGGUUCAUAUGGAAGUGAGUUGGUUUGAUGAGGCUGAACAUUCUAGUGGAGCCAUUGGUGCAAGAUUAUCAUCUGAUGCAGCCUCUGUUAGAGCCUUAGUUGGGGAUUCACUCUCUCAGAAUGUAGGCAAUGUUGCUUCUGCUGUUGCAGGUUUAGUGAUUGCCUUUGUUGCAAGCUGGGAAUUGGCUCUCAUUGUUCUUGCUCUCAUUCCUCUCAUCGCCGUUAAUUCACUUAUACAGAUUAGAUUCAUGAGAGGAUUUAGCGGCGACGCCAAGAGUAUGUAUGAAGAAGCAAGCCAAGUUGCGAACGACGCAGUGGGGGGCAUAAGAACAGUUGCUUCUUUUUGUGCAGAAGAUAAAGUGAUGAACAUUUACAAAAGCAAAUGCGAAGCCCCAUUGAAAUCAGGAAUAAGACAAGGCUUCAUCAGUGGAAUUGGAUUUGGAGUGUCUUUCUUCUUAUUGUUCAACGUAUACGCCCUUACAUUCUAUGUCGGUGCUCGUUUGGUGGACGACGGUAGAACAACGUUUGCUGAAGUGUUUCGAGUGUUUUUUGCUUUGACAAUGGCAGCUACUGGAAUUUCUCAUUCCAGCUCCAUGACUCAAGACACUACCAAAGCUAAGCUUGCUGCUGCUUCAGUAUUUGCAAUAAUAGAUAGGGAAUCAAAGAUAGAUCCCAGCGAUGAAUCUGGAACAAUAUUGAGUGAUUUAAAAGGAGAAAUAGAGCUUAAACAUAUAAGUUUUAAGUAUCCUUCGAGGCCAAACAUACAAAUAUUUAGAGAUCUCAGCCUGCAUAUUCAUCCUGGCAAGACAAUAGCUCUGGUUGGAGAAAGUGGUAGUGGAAAAUCCACGGUGAUUGCGUUGUUGCAAAGGUUUUACAAUCCUGACUCGGGCACGAUAACGAUUGACGGUAUAGAAAUCCAAAAGCUACAAUUGAAAUGGCUAAGGCAACAAAUGGGUCUAGUGAGCCAAGAGCCGGUGCUUUUCAACGAAACUAUACGAGCCAACAUUGCGUACGGGAAAGGAGGGGAUAGGAAGGCAAGCGAAGGGGAAAUAAUAGCGGCGGCAGAGGCGGCGAAUGCACACCGGUUCAUAAGUGGAUUGCAACAUGGAUACGACACAGUGGUUGGGGAGAGAGGAGUGCAGUUAUCAGGAGGCCAAAAGCAACGAGUGGCGAUCGCCCGAGCGAUCAUAAAGAAUCCAAAAAUACUACUACUAGAUGAAGCCACAAGCGCACUAGAUGCAGAGUCGGAGCGAGUUGUGCAAGAUGCAUUAGACAAAGUGAUGGUGAAUAGAACCACGGUGGUGGUAGCUCAUCGUCUCUCGACGAUCAUGAAUGCCGACCUGAUCGCCGUUGUUAAGAAUGGAAUCAUCGUCGAGAAAGGUAAGCAUGAAAAGCUUCUCACGAUCAAAGAUGGGUUUUAUGCUUCUUUAAUUCAACUCCACACUUCUGCUGCUGCUUCUUCCUAAUUCCAACCACCCUUACCUAUAAACUUCAGCUAAACUCUCUUCUUACUUUUUCUUUUUCUUCAAAUUUUACAAACAAAAUUGUAUGUUUAUGUUUUACUUUUAAGUUGUUCAAACCCUUAAAUGUGUUAUAUGAUGCAAUAUA